AGGGGAAUUGGCUCCCGUGCUGGGUUGGCCCCACGUGUACGGUGUUUGCCGACUGAACAGUCAGUCCUGGGAGGGGUUCACCCGCCGCCCGGAGUUGGAGGCUGCGGAGGGAGAGGUUUCAGACCUCUCCGGCUUGACAGUCUUCUGUGAACUGUUAUGAUGGAGGUCAAAGGGAAGAAAAAAUUCACAGGAAAGAAUACAAAGUUAUCACAAGAAAAAAAUAGAUUUUAUAAAAACAGUGAUUCCAGUUCUUCAAAGACAUUCCCAAGAAAAGUUGUUAAGGAAGGUGGAACUAAAAUCACAUCUAAGAACUUUGAGAAAGGUGCCACAAAACCAGGGAAAAAGGGUAUAAAACAGUUCAAGAAUAAGCAACAAGGGGACAAAGGACUGAAGAACAAAUUGCAGCUUGCAAAUAAGAAGAGAAAAUUCCAGCCAGACAGUAAAAGUGAUGAAUCAGCAGCCAAGAAACCCAAAUGGGAUGACUUCAAAAAGAAGAAGAAGGAACUGAAGCAGAGUAGGCAGCUCAGUGACAAAACCAACUAUGACAUUGUUGUUCGAGCAAAGCAAAUUUGGGAAAUCUUAAGAAGAAAAGAUUGUGACAAAGAAAAAAGAGUGAAGUUGAUGAGUGACUUGCAGAAGUUGAUUCAAGGGAAAAUUAAGACUGUAAGUAGAGUGUUUGUUUUUAGUCAGGCCAAAAAUACUGUGUUUGACUGCAACCCAUUAUCACAUGAGGUCACAAAGUUUCAGAUUGUGCAGCAUUACAUAUUUGAGUUAGAUAUUCUCAUCGUGUAG
Castor canadensis (American beaver) is the source of this 792-nucleotide messenger RNA. The record is from RefSeq and is a predicted model, not a curated record. NCBI's taxonomy places the organism in Eukaryota, Metazoa, Chordata, Mammalia, Rodentia, Castoridae.